Molecule: messenger RNA, 2158 nt
Organism: Scophthalmus maximus (turbot)
Lineage: Eukaryota; Metazoa; Chordata; Actinopteri; Pleuronectiformes; Scophthalmidae
Gene: prrx1b
Product: paired related homeobox 1b
Exons: 5
Coding region: 683-1486 (267 amino acids)
Biological process (GO): regulation of DNA-templated transcription
Molecular function (GO): DNA binding; DNA-binding transcription factor activity, RNA polymerase II-specific
Source: RefSeq, a predicted model, not a curated record
GAGAGAGAGAGAGACAGAGAGAGAGAGAGAGAGAGAGAGAGAGGGAGAGGGAGAGAGAGAGAGAGAGAGAGAGAGAGUCUGGGGGUGCGGUGGUAACGUCCUGCCUCCUCGCCUCUAUGCUGCAGCAGAACGAGCUUUGCGCACACACGGAGCUUUGCGCAUCUGGUCGUCAUCAUCAUCACCAUCAUCAUCAUCAUCGUCCGCAGCAGCAGCAGCUCGUCCUGCUCAGAUGUGACUGAAGCACAGAGGGAACAGAGCUCUUCUGCUUCUUCUUCUUCUUCUUCUUCUUCUUCUUGGGGACCAGCUCGUGUGGAAGUCUCGCCGCCGGAGGACCCUUCUCUUCCCGGAGACCUUGUCGCCGUGUGACGCGCUGCGCUCCAUGGAUUGGCUGUAGGGUUUGUUCGGGAGAAGCGGGCGAGGAGAAAGAAAAACUUUGCAACAGAAGUUUGUUUGCGCUGCUGCCCCCCCCCCCCCCAGAACCACACCUCCACCACCGCGGGGCUGAUCUGGAUCCUAACAAGAUCCACUUUGUGCUCGCGAGAGGACCCGGCUCCGGCUCCGGCUCCGGCGGGUUUGUGGACGCGCUGCUGCUGCAUGCACGGAUCUACCGGUUCUCCGACUCUCGGCGCCCCCCCUCCCUCCCCACCCCCUCCCCAGCUGUUCCCCACAGUCUUUUUGCGUCAUGACUUCUAGCUAUGCACACGUAAUGGACCGGCAGGCGACGAUAUCGAACCGCCUGGAGAGCCCGAUCACGUCGAACCUGGACAACCUGCAGGCCAAAAAGAACUUCUCGGUCAGCCACCUGCUGGACCUGGAGGAGGCCGGGGAGAUGGUGGGCGGCCCGGCGGACGAGGGCGUCGGGGAGGCGGGCAGGAGUCUGCUGGAGUCCCCGGGGCUGACCAGCGGCAGCGACACGACCCAGCAGGAGAACGAACAGAUGAACACGGAGGAGAAGAAGAAGAGGAAGCAGCGCAGGAACCGCACCACGUUCAACAGCAGCCAGCUGCAGGCGCUGGAGCGAGUGUUCGAGAGGACGCACUACCCGGACGCCUUCGUCAGGGAGGACCUGGCCCGCCGGGUCAACCUCACCGAGGCCCGAGUCCAGGUCUGGUUCCAGAACAGAAGAGCUAAGUUCCGCAGGAACGAGCGCGCCAUGCUGGCCAGCAAGAACGCCUCGCUGCUCAAGUCCUACUCCGGGGACGUGACGGCGGUGGAGCAGCCGAUCGUGCCGCGCCCCGCGCCGCGCCCCAACGACUACCUGUCCUGGGGCAGCGCCGCCCCCUACAGCUGGUAUCCGAUGCCGGAGGCGGGGCCAGUGCGAGUACCACAGAAAAUGCUGCCCUCAGAGAACAACGCCAUGGCAACGUACCCGCCCACCUGCUCCAACACCAACGCGUCCCAGGGCAUGAACAUGGCCAACAGCAUCGCCAACCUGCGGCUCAAAGCCAAGGAAUACAGCCUGAACCAGGUGCCCACGGUCAACUGAGAGGAGGAGGAGGGGGAGGGGAGGGGCUUGAACAGGAUGGGGGAGUCGGACACACCCCCCCCCCCCCCCCCCCCCCCGGUCUCCGGCCCCCUGGCGACGCACGACGACUACACCUAUAAUAUACAAAAUGGAGGACGGGAAGUUUCUUUUUCCUCCGUCCUGAGCGUCAGUGAACUCUCUGUACACGAAGGCGUCUAGGUCGGAUGUUGUAGUCGAAUAUCUGCAUAGUUUAACAUUUGUGAUUGUGACUCGGAGUCGGAGGGCGGCGAGUUUUUCUUCUUUCCGUCGUCGCGACGGAGACGACGUGGAUUUCACUUUGUGGCUGUGGAGACGGAUACAAUCACACAGCAAAACUGGGAUCAACUCCUCUUAUGUUUUCAUUUUUUACAUUUUCCUUUUAAAAUCGACAGCAGAACGACAAGAACUUCCUCUGACAUUUAUGCAAAACGUUUUUUGAAACAUACUUUUGUUUUUUUUCCUCCACAUUUCUGUCCAUGUUAUACCACUGACGAGCAAAACAUGUUCAUAUAAUAGUCCAGUAUAAAGGAGAAGCCUCGUGUAUUUUCUGAAUCCAAAACCAGUAGAUUCUCCUUAUGUUCUCCUUAUGAUUUAUCCUUUUAUCUGUAACAGAAUUAAAAACUUGUAUAUUAAUAAAAAACAAUGCAUUCUGAA